Molecule: messenger RNA, 813 nt
Organism: Columba livia (rock pigeon)
Lineage: Eukaryota; Metazoa; Chordata; Aves; Columbiformes; Columbidae
Product: C-C motif chemokine 4
Exons: 3
Coding region: 84-377 (97 amino acids)
Biological process (GO): immune response
Cellular component (GO): extracellular region
Molecular function (GO): chemokine activity
Source: RefSeq, a predicted model, not a curated record
CUAUAAAAGCCGCCUGGCAGCCCUGACCCCGGCAGACCACAGCUCUGCCCCGGCGCCACAGAGCAGCCCUCCUGCAGCCCAGCAUGGCGAAGGCAGCCGGGGUGGUCUAUGCUCUCCUCCUCCUCGCCGCACUGUGCUGCCAGAGCCUGGCCCAGAGAGCCCCGGCCGUGCCGGACAAGUGCUGCUUCAACUUCCAGACAAGAAGGAUCAAGAGAGACAACGUUGUCAGCUGCUACGUCACCAGCCCCGAGUGCCCGCACCAGGCUGUGAUCUUCAGGGUGAAGAGCGGGAAGGAAAUCUGCGCCCAGGCAAGCAGGCCCUGGGUGAAGAGGUACCAGCAGAGCUUCCAAGUCAGCUCCUUCUCCAUCCCCAGCUAGUGGGGCGGCUGGAGGCAGCACAGGGAGUCCCCUGUACAGGGGACAGGACACCAUGAAGGUGACCCCUUUGCUGAGCCGGCUGCUGGGACAUCACAUUUGGAUACAGAAGCUUGUUGGGGACAUCCUCCCCAUCACACUGCUAUGACCCUCACCACAUCUCUGAAGGCUAAGGGCCUUUACCAUCCCCAGCAUCCCACCAGGAUGUGGUGUGCUGGCCCCACAGGACACUGGGGUCCAGACCCACUGCCAGCCCCACACUCUCAGCCCUGCCUUGGCACAUAGGCAGCUGCCCGUACCCCUUGCAGGCAGCAGCAGCGUGUCAGUGAGGCUGUGCCCGCCUGCCUGGCAGCAGCAGAGGGGUUAAGGGGGAGCAAUUCCAUGGUUAUUUUUUGUACAACACGCUGAACAGAAUUAAACAUGAUCUCACGCAUGCAAA